Juglans microcarpa x Juglans regia is the source of this 312-nucleotide messenger RNA. RefSeq lists its product as uncharacterized. NCBI's taxonomy places the organism in Eukaryota, Viridiplantae, Streptophyta, Magnoliopsida, Fagales, Juglandaceae. Bases 1 to 312 code for a protein of 103 amino acids. The transcript has a single exon. The record is from RefSeq and is a predicted model, not a curated record.
AUGGGAGCAGCUCAAAGUCGACAGAAAAGCUAUGCCGAUAAUCGUCGUCUCCAUUUAGAAUUUGAGGUCGGGAAUAAGGUAUUCUUGAGGAUCACACCCAUGAGAGGGGUGAUGAGGUUUGGAAAAAAGGGCAAGCUGAGCCCUAGAUAUGUCAGGCCUUUUGAGAUCCUUGACCGGAUUGGACCAGUGGCUUACAGAAUAGCCCUACCACCAACACUCUCAGGUGUACACAAUGUAUUUCAUAUAUCUAUGCUGAGGAAGUAUAUACCUGACCCCACCCACGUUAUCGAUUACGAGCCUCUUCAACUUUAG